AUGGAGACCGUGUUUCUCGACCCCUCCGACCAGGUGGGGGCAGCUCGGGAUGCGGGGGGCGUUUUACCGGCGGAUCGCAGUUCCAGCAGCAGCAGAAGUUGGACUCACAAUGGUGUCCCACCUUUGCAUCAGCAACAGCCGCAGCAACAACAGCGACUACAGCAACAGCGUGCAUUUGUGGCAAUCAACGAAGUCGGAAGUGAGGCAUGCAAUGCAGCUUCAAGGGGCCCUAAAGGCGGCCAGCUUGCGGGAGCCCACGCGAGCCCUUCGAAGGCUAGGGGAUACUCGAUGUACAUAAAUUGUACUACAUGGGCCAGUGACAGCCACGGUCUAUUCGACUACGAGUCACGAAAUGUCGCGAAAAAGACCUACAGAAUCAACUGCAUGCAUGACUCUUACUGCUGCGUCCGAAUAGCGGGUGAGGUCUCGGUGUCACCCGAGGAAGAAGCCCUGGAACUGUUGGAAAAGACUCGCUGUGGAGAUGCUGUGGAGGCCAAGGCUCUUCUAAGGAUAACUUGGAUAGACGGCGCGUACUGCGUGCUUCCACCCUUACCGCCGUCUACUGCUCUUGCUGGUGCUGCUUCUGCUCCGGCUGCUGCCGCUGCUGCAGCCAAUCCUGCUUGUGGCACAACGGCUGCAAGGACGCCGGAGCAACCAUCAGCUGCAGCAGCACCCGAAUACACACAACAGCAGCAGCAGCAGCAGCAGCAGCAACAAAGGCGGCCAGCUCUUGGGGAAGCUCCGGGGGAGCCGGCCGCUGAUGGGCCAGCAAGACAUGUAGCAUCUCGUGUCCCCACUACAACAGAUCGGUUGCAGAGGGAGCAGCGUACUAGGGAGGCGUCGUCAGCAAUCAGCAAUACAGAUGAGCAGGCGGCAGCAGCAGCAGCUGCACAAGCAGCAGCCGCCGCUGCAGCAAUGCAAGCGGCUGCCACAAUAGCAGCAGCGGAAGCAGUGCAGGCAACUGUGGCAGGAGGAGUGGCUGACGGAGCAGCAGAAACUGACGCCCAUGGUGCUGCCCGCACAGGCGCAGAAACAGGCGGCCGAGGGUCUGAGACUCCAGAAGCAGCUGCUGCAGCUGCUGCAGCAGCUGCUGCGGUGAUUGCCGCCCCAGCAGCAGCUGCUGCAGCCACUCCUGCCGACGCGUCAGCAACAGCGCUACCUGGGAGAACAGGGCUAGCAGCAGUUCGCGGAUCCAAUUCGCGAACGGGGGCGCAGGCAAAUCGUGCGGAGGCGGACAAGGUGUGGCUGGUGGUUCGGAGUCUGCGGGACUGCGGCGGCGUUCGUUUGGUAGAGGGUGAUAUCCUGAAACUAGGAAGGUUCCGCCUAAAGGUCAAAGAGGCUGUGCUUAAUCAGCAGCAAGCGCUUCAAGCCACAGCCAGGCAGCGCCCUCACCUGGGAGAUGUUGACGACUGUGAAACAGUAGCGCCAGAGCCAGAAAGUGCAGCAGCAGCAGUUGCAGCAGCAGUGGGAGACAAUGGCUUUGACUCCGGUGAAGAGGUGGUUCCUGAUGCAGUUGCGGAUGGCGAAGACGCUGCUGCAGCUGCCGCUGCUGCAGUGGAAGGUGCAGCAGCAGCAGCAGCCGCUGCUGCUGUUUCUGCUAACUGUCCUGUUCCCUCCGCGGCGGAGCAGCCCGUGUUCAGCACGCUGCCGAGCAGAGAGGCCUUUGGCCCUUCGCCCGUAGCGACGCAUGCUGCAGCAGCUGCAGCAGCAGCAGCAGCUGCUGCAGCUGCUGCUGCAGCACUGCCGCCAGGGUCUCCACUGAGGGCUGUGGCAGCUGCAGCGGCAGCAGCGGGCAGCCGGGCUGCACUGGCAGGUCCGCUAUCCCGUUGCGUAUCUGAAGGCUGUCUUCUCACUCCAAAGGGCUCAGGUGUAGGAGGGGAACUUUUCUACGAAACGGGAGAAGUGGGAAGCCAUUCAGCGGAUGGAGCUUCGGCAAUGGGUCUUCGCCCCCUCAGUGCCGAUGCGAGAGCCAGCAGAAGCAGUCUCUUCUCUCGUCCCGCCUGUCGCAUUUGCCUCUGUGAAGCAUCAGAGGAUGAUGAUCCAGAUACGAACCCACUAGUAGCUCCCUGCCGCUGCAAAGGCAGCAUGCAGUUCGUGCAUUUGCAAUGUCUCCGCACGUGGAUGGAAGGCCGACUUAAUAUUCGCAAUGACGGCUCGACUGUCGGAUAUUUCCUCCGCUCUUUGGACUGUGAACUGUGCAAAGCACCUUAUCCGUCUCUGGUGGAGGCCAACAGGAAGGUGAUAGAGCUUUUUGCAAUUCCUAGACCUCAGUAUCCUUACUUUAUUCUGGAGCCACGCAGCACUCAUCCUACCGCAGCGGGAGGCACGGCGCCGCCCAGGGGCCUCCAUGUUGUCUCUCUUUCCAGCAGGAGAGUCGCACGACUGGGAAGGGGUCACGACUCGGAUAUCCGACUUAGUGACAUAUCUGUCUCCAGAUUUCAUGCAGUCAUCAGGCACCAACAGGGAGGUUUUUUUUUAGAAGAUCAGAGGAGUAAAUUCGGCACCCUUGUGGAACUUAAGAGGCCCCUAAAACUUGAGAGGUGGAUCAGCGGGGUAUCAUUUCAGGUCGGCCGCACAGUCAUUUCCAUCUCCAUCCGGCGGCACUGGAACUUCAUACCUUCGUGCCUUCGUUCACAGAGAAGCAUUGAGUCAGAUGUCAGGUUUAUUGAUUCUGCGGGGCCUCAAAGCGUUCCUGCAGCGCUUGCAGGCUUCAAUUGGCAUUCUCUUCUAGGAGGGGGAGCGGCGGGGGGGCCCUCGGGGACCUCUCGGCUUGCAGCCCUCAUGCAUCGGCAGACCGCAGCGAGCCCAAGGCAUCAGCAGGCACCAGGAGCUGUACCUGCUGCGGACGCUGCUGAUGUUGGUGCCGCUGCUGGUGCUGGCGGUCCUGUUGCCGCUUCUGCCCCAGCUGCUGCUGCAGACACAGGUUUGGCCUCGCAGCAGCCACAGCCGGAGCAACAAAGCCAAGAAGAGGCUCCAGCACAUCACGGCGAGGCGCCCACCCCAGGGGACUUUGCAGCCGACCAGGACGACAGUAGGCGCAUGGCGGAUACACAGCAGCAGCGGCAGCUGCUCCGGCAGCAGAUACAAGAAUUGCAGCAACGAGGAGUAGUUGAUGGGGGCUCCUCAGCAACCCCACAAAAUGCCUCCACUCUUCCCACAGGCAGUGUGACUCAACAGUGA
This is a messenger RNA of Eimeria tenella, 3180 nucleotides long. RefSeq names its product forkhead-aasociated domain-containing protein, putative. The record is from RefSeq and is a predicted model, not a curated record. Gene Ontology annotation, molecular function: zinc ion binding; protein binding. NCBI's taxonomy places the organism in Eukaryota, Apicomplexa, Conoidasida, Eucoccidiorida, Eimeriidae. The coding region runs from base 1 to 3180 and encodes 1059 amino acids. The transcript has 13 exons.